AUGUCUGGAGCUGAAAUCACAGAGGCGGGCGCUGAAAAUGCCCUGUGCAAGAGAUGCCAUCAAUAUCCUAUCACCCACCAAAUUCGCUCUGAGCAUGUCUGCAAGAACUGUUUUAUUCAAUAUGUCAUGACUAAAGCCGUGAAGCGUAUGGAAACCUACCGGGUACGAGGGCCAUCUACACAAGUUCGAAAACUUCUAUUACCCUUUUCGUUUGGACCUUCAUCGGCGUCCUUGUUAUACAUGUUGGAUCAACAUAUCCAAGGGCAAUUUGAUCGCAGGAGGCGUGCUGCGUAUGAGCUGUAUGUGGUUCACAUAGAUCUAUACCUCGACCCAGCGGAUCGAAAGGAUGCCUCUGAGUUGCUGGAGAAAUACGAGGCCCGUUUUCCCAGGCAUACAUACUUGAGUAUCGGGCUUGAAGAAGCUCUCCUUCUAGAUGACAUAGAUUGGAAGGCUUUGAAUAUAGAGCGGCCCCCAGAAACAGAUGUCCAAAGACCUGCUGCAGAAAGACUUCAGCACCUCCUAGGGUCUAUGUCGUCGGCUACAUCACGGGCUGAUAUUGCAUCCACGUUACUCACACGCCUCCUAGUGGAUACUGCGAAGAGAAAUAACUGUGACAGUGUUCUAUUCGGCGAUUCAACUACCCGACUCGCCGAGAAGACCUUGACAGAAACUGCCAAAGGCCGAGGGUUUGCGUUGCCAUGGCAAGUCUCGGAUAAGGCAUCGCCAUAUGGCAUUGCAUUUAACUACCCUCUACGAGAUCUUCUCAAGAAGGAGAUCGUGGCAUACACUACCCUGACAACGCCUCCUCUUUCGGACUUGGUCAUUUAUCAAGAGCCUUUGUCCCACAUAUCUGCUUCUUCGAAAUCGACAACGAUUGAUGAUCUGAUGGCACAGUAUUUCCAAUCUGUUGAAGAGAAUUAUCCAAGCAUCGUGGCAAAUGUCGUGAGGACAUCAAGUAAACUCCAAUCUCCGACCACCGAUGAUACUACAGAGUGCGGCCUUUGUGGACUCCCCGUCGCCAGAGGAACCGAUGGUAUCCAUGGCUGGGGAGGAGAUCAGAACCCAGGAUCGCAGCCCACGAACGAAAACCGCUCUGGUAUUCUGUGUUAUGGAUGUUCGAGGUCUAUGAAUAGCUAA
Molecule: messenger RNA, 1137 nt
Organism: Venustampulla echinocandica
Lineage: Eukaryota; Fungi; Ascomycota; Leotiomycetes; Helotiales; Pleuroascaceae
Product: Cytoplasmic tRNA 2-thiolation protein 2
Exons: 2
Coding region: 1-1137 (378 amino acids)
Biological process (GO): tRNA wobble position uridine thiolation
Cellular component (GO): cytosol
Molecular function (GO): tRNA binding; sulfurtransferase activity
Source: RefSeq, a predicted model, not a curated record